Molecule: messenger RNA, 2800 nt
Organism: Poecilia latipinna (sailfin molly)
Lineage: Eukaryota; Metazoa; Chordata; Actinopteri; Cyprinodontiformes; Poeciliidae
Product: sodium- and chloride-dependent creatine transporter 1
Exons: 14
Coding region: 549-2591 (680 amino acids)
Biological process (GO): amino acid transport; sodium ion transmembrane transport; nitrogen compound transport
Cellular component (GO): plasma membrane
Molecular function (GO): gamma-aminobutyric acid:sodium:chloride symporter activity
Source: RefSeq, a predicted model, not a curated record
GCGUCCGCCACAGCUAACGGACCGUCGAGUGGAGCGGAUCACAUUCUCCGAGCCGUCGAACCACGGCACCUCGCAGAACAGGGAUUAUGGACUUCUAACCGAGCUGCUGAAUCAAAUAAUCAUACAAAUUAUUUCCCCUUAGGCGUAGUAUCAUUUUUCAUUUAAGGGGUUAUCCAUGAGAUUCUUCAGGCUUACCUUUAAGUGCUUCGUCGACUGCUUUUGAAUCUCCUCCUUGUCAACGGCUCAACUGACCGCGACGCUUUGUGACAUUUUUUCCAUCUCUUUCGGCUGAGCUGAGGGGUUCCAACGUGUGAUAUUUAAAAAAAAAACAGAAUCUUUUUUUUUUUAUUAUUUCAGAGAGAAGAAAUAACAAACUCAAAUAACAACAAGAACAAUUGGAGCAGUGUAGCCUACAUUGUGGCUACAUCUCUCUGUCUCCCCCUCUGAGCCAGCCGGGUACGUUUUUUUCAAACAAACAGAUAUUCUUAAAAAACUUGAAAGCUUCCCUCUGCCAUAACAAAAACAACCAGCUUCUUUCUUCACUUAACAUGUCACCAGAGCUGGAAGAGAACAGCCAAGAUGAAAUCAGUGUCUCCCAGACGGAGGCAGGGGCCCUGUCCGAGGAGGAGAGCGGGGGGUCAGCUCGUCCCCUGGUGCCGGUGCUUGGUGCCGACCAAGGGUGUGGAGAGGGUGUUGGGGCUGGUCCGCCGCAGACCCAGGACGGGGCCGCAGCAGGGACUGGGAACGGGGCUGUGGCGGGACAGGAAGGAGAGCGAGAGACCUGGACCAGACAGAUGGACUUCAUCAUGUCCUGCGUGGGAUUCGCUGUGGGCUUGGGCAACGUGUGGCGGUUCCCUUAUCUCUGCUACAAGAACGGAGGAGGGGUUUUCCUGAUCCCCUACUUGCUGAUCGUGUUCAUCGGGGGAAUCCCUGUCUUCUUCCUGGAGAUCGCACUGGGCCAGUUCAUGAAGCAAGGAGGAGUCUCUGCGUGGAACAUCGCUCCGCUUUUUAAGGGUCUGGGACUAGCAUCGAUGGUGAUUGUGUUUUUCUGUAAUACCUACUACAUCAUGAUACUGGUGUGGGGCCUCUACUAUUUCUUCCACUCUUUCACUGACCCACUGCCGUGGGCCACCUGCGGACACCCUUGGAACACCCCCAACUGCACACAGGACUUCCGACGCGCCUGCCACAACCGCAGCGCUCUGCCGACGCCUGCUGCCUCCCCCUCCAACCUCUCGUCCACCCUGCCCCCGCUGAACCUGACCUCCCUUCUCCUGAUCAAUAACAGCUGCAUGGAGGCUGAGGGUCUGCGCUCCCCGGUCAUCGAGUUCUGGGAACGUAAAGUGCUCCGUCUCUCUGGAGGCCUGCAUGAACCCGGCGUGAUCUGCUAUGAGAUGGUGCUGUGUCUCAUAGCCACCUGGGUCAUCGUUUACUUCUGCAUAUGGAAAGGAGUGAAAUCUACUGGCAAGGUUGUGUACUUCACAGCUCUGUUCCCCUACUUGGUUCUGGUGGUUCUUCUGGCUCAUGGAGUCACCCUACCUGGAGCUCUGGAUGGAAUUGUUUACUACCUAAAACCAGACUGGUCCAAACUGGGAGAAGCACAGGUGUGGAUUGAUGCUGGCACUCAGAUUUUCUUCUCCUAUGCCAUCGGACUUGGUGCCCUAACUGCACUGGGCAGCUACAACCGCUUCCAUAACAACUGUUACCAGGAUGCAUUUGUCCUGGCUCUUAUCAACAGUGGAACCAGUUUUUUUGCUGGCUUCGUUGUGUUCUCUGCUCUGGGCUUCAUGGCUGCAGAACAGGGAGUGGACAUCAGUAAGGUGGCUGAGAGUGGCCCAGGCCUGGCUUUCAUAGCCUACCCCAAGGCUGUGACUCUGAUGCCUCUGGCACCGCUUUGGGCAGCGCUGUUUUUCUUCAUGUUACUAGUACUGGGCCUGGACAGUCAGUUCGUAGGGGUGGAAGGCCUGAUAACAGGACUCAUGGACAUGCUGCCUCCUAAAUCUGCCCUUUCCUCAUUGAGACGAGAAGUAGUUGCUGCCAUCUGCUGCAUCAUCUGCUUCCUUAUUGACUUGUCCAUGGUCACAGAGGGAGGGAUGUAUGUGUUCCAAAUUUUUGACUACUACUCCGCCAGCGGCAUGACUUUGCUGUGGCAGGCCUUCUGGGAGUGUGUUGUGAUCGCAUGGGUUUAUGGCGCAGACCGUUUCAUGGAUGACGUGGCUCGUAUGAUUGGCUAUCAGCCCUUACCCUACAUGAAGUGGUGCUGGUCCUACAUCACGCCUUUUGUCUGCGUGGCAGUGUUCCUCUUCCACGUGGUGAACUACCAACCUCUCACCUACAACACGGUGUACACCUACCCUGUAUGGGGAGAAGCACUUGGGUGGGCACUGGCUCUUUCUUCUAUGCUCUGUAUUCCUCUUACUGUUCUCUACAAGCUGCUGCGAUGCAAAGGACCUCUGCGGGAGCGGUGGCAAAACCUAACUACCCCCAUCUGGGGCAGACACCACCUGGAGUACUUGGCGCCAGAAAGCGAGGCCAAGCUGCUGCCCGCUGCAGAGACGAAGAGCACCCUCCUCUUUGAGAGUGUAAUUUGACGACCUGAGCUUUGAUCUCAGCAACACAUGUCCACCAAAACAUGCACAAACGCUACAUUGGCCUUGUCUGAACUAAACACAAAUCAGUAAAACACUCUACAAUUUUUAAAACGUACAAAAAGGAAAAAAAAGAAAAGAAAAAAAAAAAAGAUCCUGGGCAAAUGGACCAAAGAAAACACUGGAGAAGAACUGAAACACACCUGCAUUCA